Molecule: messenger RNA, 3615 nt
Organism: Apus apus (common swift)
Lineage: Eukaryota; Metazoa; Chordata; Aves; Apodiformes; Apodidae
Product: endothelial lipase-like
Exons: 10
Coding region: 1-1494 (497 amino acids)
Biological process (GO): lipid metabolic process
Molecular function (GO): protein binding; lipoprotein lipase activity
Source: RefSeq, a predicted model, not a curated record
AUGAGGAGCCUCCUCCUCCUCCUGCUCUGCACCGGCCUGAGCUGCUGCGCCGCGGCGGGGACCGCGCUGCCGGAGGGAGAGGCCACCGCCGCCGAGCUGCUGGAGGCCGGGCAGGAGGAGCGGGCGCCAGCCCCGCAGGCGCAGGUGAAGUUCAGCGUCCGCUCUGGGCCCCGCGGCGCGGAGCUGGGCUGUCCCCUCGCCCUCGGGCACCGGCAGGGGCUGCGCGACUGCGGCUUCAACCUGACAGCCAAGACCUUCUUCAUCAUCCACGGCUGGACAAUGAGCGGCAUGUUCGAAACCUGGCUGGGCAGCCUGGUGUCUGCUCUUCAGGAGAGGGAGAAGGAUGCCAACGUGGUGGUGGUGGACUGGCUCCCCCUUGCCCACCAGCUCUACAAAGACGCUGUGAACAACACGCGGAUGGUUGGGAAGAGCAUCGGGAGGCUGCUGGACUGGUUGCAGGAGAACCCAAACUUCAAGCUUGAGAAUGUCCACCUGAUUGGGUACAGCCUUGGUGCCCAUGUCGCUGGCUUUGCUGGUAACCAUGUCCGUGGGACAAUAGGCAGAAUUACAGGCUUGGAUCCAGCUGGCCCCAUGUUUGAAGGAGUGGACCCCAGCAGGCGCCUGUCCCCCGAUGAUGCCAGCUUUGUGGAUGUCCUUCACACCUACACAAGGGAAACCCUUGGUGUUAGCAUUGGGAUCCAGAUGCCUGUAGGCCACCUUGACAUCUACCCCAACGGGGGAGACUUCCAGCCUGGCUGUGGCCUAAGUGAUGUCUUGGGAGCAAUUGCCUAUGGGACCAUUGGUGAAGUUGUGAAGUGUGAACACGAGCGCUCCGUGCACCUCUUCGUGGACUCCCUGGUGAACCAAGACAAGCAGAGCUUUGCCUUCCAGUGCACAGACUCCAGUCGCUUCAAGAAGGGCAUCUGCCUGAGCUGCCGGAAGAACCGCUGCAACGGCAUCGGCUACAACGCCAGGAAAACCAGGAACAAAAGGAACAGCAAGAUGUACCUCAAGACUAGAGCUGACAUGCCCUUCAAAGUCUACCAUUAUCAGAUGAAGAUGCAUGUCUUCAGCUACAGCAGCUUGGGAGAGGCUGACCCCACUUUCUCUGUCACCCUUCAUGGCACCAAUGGAGACUCUGAACCUCUCUCUUUAGAAAUGCUUGAUCAAAUCGGCCUGAAUGCCACUAGCACCUUCCUGGUCUAUACAGAAGAGGACAUGGGUGAAUUUUUAAAAAUCAAACUCACCUGGGAGGGAACAUCUCAGUCCUGGUAUGAUCUGUGGAAGGAGCUGAAGAGCUACUGGUAUCGACCUGCCAAGGCUCCUCAGGAACUCCACAUCAGACGUAUCCGUGUGAAAUCUGGGGAAACACAACAGAGGUUUGCCUUCUGUGUGGAGGAUUCCCAGCUAACCAGCAUAUCUCCUGGUAAAGAGCUCUGGUUUGUGAAGUGCCCAGAGGAAUGGCAUAAAAGACCUGUCUCUAAUUCCCUCUGAAGACUUCUCUGAGGACUCAUAGCUGAGCAACCUAGAGAUGCAUGAAGACUGCACAGCUGGUGAGAUGCUCUGGCAUGAAAUCUGGCUUGGUAGCACUUAAAGCAAGUGGCUCUUCAGGACAAAACAUCUUGGAUCAGAUGCAAGAAACUGAGGAGCAAUCAUGGACUGUGGUCCUAGACUUAAAGUAACUAAGACUCCAUUCUCUCUUCCCCAAGGAGCCUGGUUUGUGCAUUUAACCCUACCUUGACCUGUCACAAACCAGGCUUUCCUGCCCUGCUCCCAUUAACCAGGACCACAGGUGAGAUCUUCACACAUCUAGACCUCAGCAAUGAUCUUCUGGACUGCCUGCCAGUGGAGUUGAGAAGAUAACCAUGCAAACUGCCCAUCAGACUGUUGGGGAUGGAGCUGCCAGGACAAAAUUAGCAUCUAGUGUAGGAGUUCCCGUGGGUCCAGUAGCACUAGGGACUGUGGGGCGAGGAGACCAGCACAGGUCAAGCAUGUGGGGUUGCUCAGGGGAGGGGUGGGAAGAAGCACAAUGCCACUUAUCUUCAGGUUGUCCUACUGAGAACAUGUUCACCUCAGAUGCUGUUCCAGUGCCAACAUGGAACUCACACCUUCAUUUUUGUGCAAAGUAUUUAACUGAGCCAGAUGACAUCCUACCUAUGAGGUCACAAUGACCUGGCUGGAUUCCCUGGUGCCAGAUGAACUUGACUUUGCUUGGAGUUUGACAGACUCCUCCUUGCUGCAGCAGAGUGGACCUUGGCAGAGGUGGACCAGAUUCUUCUCUAUUUUUUAUUUUUUGUUGGUUUGUUUGUUUCUUUUUGGAAGGAAACUUGGUGCAGUGACUCUCAAACUGUUGGCAUGUAGAAAGGCCAUCUCACCAAAGGGUGUUGCCAGCUGGUGCACCAAGUUCUGAAGACUCAAGUCCCUCUGAGGCCUGCAGUUCUCUGGUAGAGCUUCAAUCCAACCAAAGCAAGCACGUUUGGAGACUAUUUUGGGGGUUUUCUUCCCAUGGUUUUCUGCAAAGGCUUCAAGAACUGAAGCCUUUGCUAAGCAUCUGUGACUUGUCACUGUGCCAUACUUGGAGUGGUUUCAAAGCCCUGUUUGUAUAUUGUGGUUUUUCUAUGACUUCCAAACAUAAUUUAUUUCUCAUCCUGUACAUAUGUAAAGUUUUCAGUGUUUUGAGGAACAGUUUUUAUAAGCCUUCAAGACAAGAAAAAUUAAGGGGCUUUGUUAAAAUUCAGUCAAGUCUUGUGAUUGAUCUCCUGGAAGCUUUGAAAGGCCUUGCCAGAACAAGUGUGUGGCCACCUUGGCUUUCUCCUGCAGGGCACUGAGACCGGCAGAAAGGGGACACAAAGGUAGAGGAGCAGCCAGGUGGGUGCUGGCAUCUAGGUGCCCUGAUCAGGCACCCUCCUUGCAUAUCCUCUCUGAGCUGUGUUGCCAAGGGAGGCUUCUUCCCUCCCUCCACCCACCCACCAGAAGUGCCUUCUGGAAUGGAGCAAAGUCACAGAACCUUGGUUGGAAAAGACCUUUAAGAUCAUCCAGUCCAACCAUAACCCAACUACCUCAUCUGGUGCUAAACCAUGGCCCUCAGCACCACAUCUACACAUCUUUUAGACACCUCCAAGGAUGGCAAUUCAACCACCUCCCCUGGCAGCCUGGUCUAGCAUUUAAUUACCCUUUCAGUGAAGAAGUUUCUUCUAACAUCCAAUCUAAACCUCCUCUGUCACACUGUCUUCUCCUGGAGUGUAGCUCCUGAGAUGCCCCUCACACAACACUACAGCUUUGCUUCUAGCUUUAGCCCAGGAGUGAGACCAUGAUUUUAACAGUGCCCAAAGGAUCAUCUUUUUUCUGGCAGAGUGAGUAUUCCAAAAUAAAAAGCCCUGUUGGGGUCAUGGAGAGGUUUUCUGUCUAUCCUGUCCACCACAAUGGCUACAAGACCUAGUCAAGCAGGGAGAACAACCCAAACCAGACAACCCAAACCAUGAACCUUUCCUUCCCACCCUGUUUUCUUUCAGCCAGGGUGAUACCACCAGUGGUUUGGGCUGGAAGUAAGCAAGAUUUGGUGUUACUUGCUCAUCUCAGUGAGCACAGGGGACUCAGGAACAACUCUUGCUGCUG